Molecule: messenger RNA, 1159 nt
Organism: Laccaria bicolor S238N-H82
Lineage: Eukaryota; Fungi; Basidiomycota; Agaricomycetes; Agaricales; Hydnangiaceae
Exons: 5
Coding region: 1-1140 (379 amino acids)
Source: RefSeq, a predicted model, not a curated record
AUGAUGUUCUUUCCACUUGUCAUCCCAUUAUUUAGCAUUCUCCACGUAUACGCCUAUCUCAACGAUACCUCCAACGCGGACCUCACAUGGAGUGGAAACAGCGCACAUCCCCUCAGCUCCAACUCCAGUCAAUGGUGCUAUUUCCCAGUCGCCAACGUCACCAAGAACACGGCUUGUAUUGGAACUUCGACUUCUUCCACCAGCAGCUAUCAGACACUCAUCUACACUCAUCUAAAUCUGCCCCAGGGAUGGUCCAUUGCCUACUACGCGCUCAACAACGUCACACUUUUGGGUGACUUCAAAUACCCCGUGCCUGCAGGAGGUGCUCGUAUGUGCCUUUCAGGUCAGGCAUUGGACAAGAGCUAUCAGACGUAUUGCCAGGUUAUAUAUUAUAACAACGACAUCGUUGAUAAUGCGUCCGACUGGUGCGUCGUCGCGCUCGGGCAGUCUUACGUUUCCGACGGUUGCUACACCGCCACGCCAGCCUCUGGCACUGUCAGUGCUGCGACAGUGCCAGCAACAACCGUUACAGCAGCCCAGCCCGCAGCAACCUCAGGUCAGGGUAAGGCCGAGCUGUUGCAGGAGUGCACCCCCGGGUGUGGCAAGAGUCAGUGCACUUUCAGUAACCUCUCGCAUGUUGACCCUGUAACUUACCCCGUCAUUGUGGGGACUCCAGUUGAGAACUGUGACCCAAAGAGCAAUACGACCAUCUCGAGUGGUAUUGGAGGAUCAGUCCAGAUCACAGACACCUGGAGCGUCACCACGUCAUUGGGGGUGAGCUUCGAAGGGUUGGACUUGAAGGCCGAAGCCUCGUUUUCCAGUUCAAAGGCGAUAACGUUCUCGCAGACCGUCACGAUACAAAUCCCACCUGGGCAAAUGGGCGCAAUGGUCGCAAACGUGCUAUAUAAUCAGACGAACGGGAACAUGAAAAUCGGGUCCAAUGCACUCUUUCCUAUCACAUCGAACCAACCUCUGGAGGUCGUCUCCUACGGGCAGCAAAUAACCCUAUGUGGCAACCAGUUUGCUGCUACUAAUUCGAGCCCGAUGGCCUGUACUCUCAGUGCUGCCGUUUCGCUGAGGGAGAAUUCUUUGAUGACAUUCUUUGGCUUGUUGAUUCCCAUAUUUGCUUGGAUGGUGUAGUACUCCUCGUCGAAUAUCA